CUAACCACUGCCGACUGUGGACGACUGAUAGCGACAGUAUAACAGACUUGACAGAAAACAUGACAUGACUGCAAGUUUGAGAUGGCAUAGCAUUGCAGAAUGAUAUAGAAGAGAAUAAGUGGGGAGUGCUUGCCGCCGAAAAGCGGGGGAACAACGUUGUAGAAGGGGAAGGCUGGAGUGAGAAAAAUCUUGAUAUGGCUUGGCCAGUGACCACACGUACGGCAGUCCGUAUAUACGCACGCGCACAUGCUGCUUUCUAACGUGAACGCUGCACAAAUCAUACAUAUAUGCACAGACAUAGAUAUAUGUACAUAUAUACAUAUAUAUUGUAUUAAUUGUCAGUUUAAGAAUUUAAAAUGGUUUACAUGCAGCCCCAAUAAUGAUGUUAUUCUGAUCUGAGUAAAAGUCGAGUUAACAAAGUAUUGGAGUGUUAAAGUCUAUAAACAGCUUAUUUUCGUUAUUGGAAAAAUAAACUAAUAAAAAUGUAUAAAAUGAAUUUGCUUGCCAAUAAAAAUAUGUCUGCAAUGCUGCACACUGUUACUCGAAAUAUUGCUUCUCUAUCAAUGCUAUCGGAAACACAACAAAUGCUGCAUAAAACAUGCAAGGAUUUUGUGGAAGGGGAGUUGAAACCGAUAGCGGCAGAAAUCGACAAAAAGCAUAUUUUUCCAAAAGAACAGAUUAAGAAAAUGGGAGAAUUGGGUUUAAUGAGUAUAGCAAUCCCUGAAAGUUUAGGUGGAACUGGUUUAGAUUAUUUGUCUUAUGCCAUUGCAUUGGAGGAAAUAUCUAGAGGAUGUGCCAGUACAGGUGUUAUAAUGAGCGUUCAUAAUUCUCUUUAUUUAGGGCCAAUAGAGAAGUUUGGCAAUAAAAAUCUGAAAGACAAAUAUAUUACGCCAUUUGUGACUGCUUCGCAACUUGGAUGUUUUGCUCUUAGCGAACCUGGUAAUGGUAGCGACGCAAGUGCUGCUUCCACCACUGCCAAGUUGGAUGAUAAUAGCUAUACAAUAAAUGGCACAAAAUCAUGGAUAACAAACGGUUAUGAAUCAGAUGCAAUUGUUUUAUUUGCUUCAAUUGAUAAACAAAAAAAGAACAAAGGAAUAAGCGCUUUUGUAGUUGAUAAGUCUUCAGGUGGUCUUUCUCUUGGCAAAAAAGAAGACAAGCUUGGGAUUCGAGGCAGCAGUACUUGUUCAUUAAUAUUUGAAGAUUGCAAAGUACCAGCUGAAAAUUUGUUAGGGGAAGCAGGAAUGGGUUUUAAAAUUGCAAUGAUGACAUUGGAUGCUGGUAGAAUAGGCAUCGCUGCUCAAGCUUUAGGCAUAGCUCAAGCAUCUCUUGACUGUGCUGUCGAAUACGCAGCAAAACGUCAAGCGUUUGGUAAAUCUAUAAUUAAGCUACAAGCGAUUCAACAAAAAAUCGCUGAUAUGGCACUAAAACUAGAAAGUUCAAGAUUAUUAACGUGGCGCGCAGCUGUACUCAAGGACAAUGGUAUGCCGUAUACGAAGGAAGCUGCUAUGGCAAAGUUAUCGGCAUCCGAGACAUCUACCUUCUGCAGUCAUCAGUGUAUACAAAUAUUAGGAGGUAUGGGAUACGUAACCGAUAUGUCGGCCGAACGUCACUAUAGAGACGCACGUAUCACCGAGAUUUAUGAAGGUACAUCGGAAAUACAAAGACUUGUUAUAGCCGGAAACAUUAUCAAAGAAUACAAUCUUAAUUGAGACUUUCGAAUAUAAGGCCGUCUGUCCAUAGUGCACGCGUCAUAGACGCGCAAGCAAUAAAAUAUCGCUUGCUGCACACUUUGGUGCUGCAGCUAAUGUAAAUUAAUAGAUACCCGUCCACGAAGGGUCGUCGUCACGCCUUCUCCGCGACUUGCAUUCGUCAUGACAUUGUCUAUCACACCCCAAUCAGCAAGAAACUAUUGCAGCUAUUUUUGCGAUAUCACAAGCUUUAAAUGGUGUUCGUCUUCACACCAGUUAAAAUAUGAAAUCAAAAAUAUAUAUUAACAUCUAAAAAAUUGAAGUGAUGUCAGUAUUUUUAUUUUUUGUAUUGGUAUUUGUAGAAAAAUAUGAGUAUUGAUCAACUUUUGUUGGCGACAUUUGUUUGCCAAAUCAUCGGAAAUAUGUGAGCAUCGUUUCAAAGCUUUAAUCUGGUCGCAGUCGCAUUAAAUUGACCAAAGAACGCUUUUAGUACUACAAGUACCUAUUUUUUAAAAUGCGCAUAUCUUUAAAAGUGACUAAUAGUUGCACUCAAAAAUUUUGUAUUACUCUUCAUAAUUGUCUAAACUUUUAUAUGAAACAAGUUCCAUGUCGAUUAUUUCUGAACAUCUUUUUGUUAUAAAUAUUGUGGCACAUGUACAUGUUUUAUAAUUAACAUUUUUGUAAAUACAAGGACGUAACCAGAACUUUCUUCUGCUUCUUAUGCGUCGAAUAUAAUUAUAGAGAAUCAUCGCGUUCUUCUCGUUAGUCGGCAUUCUUGUAACUGACGCGAAAAUUGCUUCGUGGACUGAAACAAAGGCGUACGCAUCUAUAAAACGACGCUCCAUAGACUGACAGCCUAACAGUUUAAUAUUUUUUUCUCUUAUGUUUUUAUCUAAACUUUGUAUGUACGAGCAAAAUAUUUUUAUACAUUUCUAUUUUUAUGAAAAUGAAGUCAAUAAAUUUUCUAUAUAUGAUGA
Messenger RNA from Megalopta genalis, 2665 nucleotides. Lineage: Eukaryota; Metazoa; Arthropoda; Insecta; Hymenoptera; Halictidae. The record is from RefSeq and is a predicted model, not a curated record.